AUGGUCAAUCGUGGAGGACGAAGUAAAGCCUGCAGAACUUGCAAGCGAAGGCGUGUGAAAUGCGAUCAUGGCAAGCCGAACUGUCAACGAUGCGAAAAAGCUGGGUUGAGAUGUGAGGGAUAUGUAAUCCACGGUGAAUUUGUAGAUGAGACGAUUCGAUUCUCUAAGCAUGCAACACCACCGAAGAACAGCCAGCUGCAACUUCAGCUAGCGAACACACCCUCAAAGACAAUCGGGCGAAUCUCUAGUCCCUCGCCGCUGCUACUCGACGAAAACACCGUCAUUCAUACCCAUCUCCUCUCAAAGAUCGAUGAAGUCAAGCCCCUCAUGUCCAAUCUCGACUCUUUCUCACCUAACAACUCCACACGCACCCUCGCGAUAAGAGCUCUAGCGGGAAUCUACUUCGGUAAAAUGAACUACAAUAAACGCAUAUCUGAUUCAGGAACCCGUGAUUACGUGAGAGCUUUGAAAAGCGUGCAGGUUGACCUGGCAUGUUCAACCGUGGCUUUAGAGUGGGAUACUUUGGCGAGUGUCGUGUGCUUGUGCAUGUUUGAGAAUAUUGCUUUUACGGAUAAGACGGGGUGGUUGAAGCACUACGAGGGAAUCACUCAGUUGGUCAAGUUGAGAGGACCUUCGAGACAUCAGACACCGCUGGACAGAGAGCUGUUGAGGCAAUGUCGGUUCGAGAUUAUCGUGUGCGCAUUGAUCAGCAGGUCCCAUUGCUACCUUACACUUCCUGAGUGGCGAAGCAUUCCCUGGCCUGCAAGUGUCCCCAAGACAGCAAGCGAUACCUUACACGACAUAUUUGCCCGUGUUCCUGGCCACCUGCACGACAUGGACAGUAUGGAGCGAGGUGAAGUCGAUGACAUGUUUGUCCAUGACCUGCGUCAACGUGUCGAGACUACAUUAUCCGAUCUAGAAGAUUGGGAGCAGUUCCAUCACCACCCUCGACCUCUCACCAGCCUCUCCAACCCAACUCUACACAGCGCUCAUUCUACAAGAGAUAAGACCCUUCUCGCCUUGCAAAGAGCCAUCAUACUCUGCAUGUCUCGCCUCUGCGCCUUUCUGGAUAUCCCUCUUGUGGCUGAAAUACCCGCAGCUUUCGAGGACCGUCAAGCUGUAAGGACAGCCAUCGCAAGUGAGAUAUACCAGCUGGCUACAUCCUGCGUUGGACACACAACUACGGGCACGGGGCCGCUUUUGUUCAUAUUUCCGCUGCAGGUUGCUAGUAUGAACUUCGGUGAGGGUAGUGUAGAGGAGAGGCGGUCCGAUGAGGUUAUGAACGAGGUUAUUGCUGGGACGCACGGGUUUGAGAUUGGCAGAAGGCGAGCGUGGAGGACUGCAAGAAUAAUACCCAUCUAG
Molecule: messenger RNA, 1362 nt
Organism: Fusarium sp. VM40
Lineage: Eukaryota; Fungi; Ascomycota; Sordariomycetes; Hypocreales; Nectriaceae
Source: the annotation of a GenBank genome assembly